Molecule: messenger RNA, 1569 nt
Organism: Penicillium cataractarum
Lineage: Eukaryota; Fungi; Ascomycota; Eurotiomycetes; Eurotiales; Aspergillaceae
Gene: cp9
Product: putative serine carboxypeptidase
Exons: 2
Coding region: 1-1569 (522 amino acids)
Biological process (GO): apoptotic process; proteolysis
Cellular component (GO): trans-Golgi network
Molecular function (GO): serine-type carboxypeptidase activity
Source: RefSeq, a predicted model, not a curated record
AUGAAUAUCACCCCUUUCUUGUGUUUCAUUCAAUUUCUAUGGUCGAUUCCAAACUUGCCAAUAUUCAAGUCGACCAACGCUUCUCGUUUCAAAGUUCGCUCGUUACCAGAUAGUCCGACUUUGCCGGCUAGCUGGGCUGGACGACUGCCAGUGCCGGGCAGGAAAGAUGGAAACGAGAUUUUCUUCUGGCUGUUCGAAGCGGAGAACAAAUCAUACGAUGAUACCUUCAUCAUUUGGUUCAACGGCGGACCAGGUUGCUCAUCGCUAGUAGGAUUAACGGGCGGCAACGGACCCAUUUCCUUUGAAGGAAAUUCAACCUCACUCGAACGCAACCCCUACUCGUGGACACAGCUUGGCCAUGUCCUAUACGUGGACCAGCCGGUUGGCACGGGGUUUUCGACCGCCAGCUACCCUUACCCUGUUACGAACAACGAGAUGAUCACGGCGGAUUUUGUGGCAUGGCUGAACGACUUCUUCACAUACUUCCCACACCUUCAGUCCAAGAAAAUUCAUUUGAUGGGCGAGUCCUAUGCAGGGAUUUACAUACCGUACUUCACCGCCGCCCUCAUGGAAAGCAAUACUUCGCAUCCACUCGACAUUCGCUCCAUGUCACUAGGGGACGGAUCUUGGGGGAAUGCAGCUGCCAUGUCCUCUGCUGGCAUGGGCGCAUACAUGCGUUCGCAGGCGACCGCACUCAAACUGCCCAAAGACAUCCUCGCAGCCUUUACCGCUGCAGAUCAGACCUGCGGUUUCGAUGAUGUCCUCGCCCAGGCACAGGUCUACCCUCCCAAGGGUAAGAUCGAUAUCCCAGGAAAUCCGGAGAACUUCAAUUAUCGGCGACGCCGGCGGGAUAUGACGGAUGUUCUGAACUCUUCGUGCAGCAUAUCUCCGAAGACAGUUGCGGAUGUCAAUGAGUCCAUUUUCAACUCAACCUGCUACGGGCCAUGUGCCACGUACUCUACCGCGAUGGACUAUGUAGACACUGCUUCUGCCGCUGGGACAGGCAUCCCAUGCUUUGACGUCUAUGACAUUCAUCAUGACUGCAGCACAAUCGAAACUUUGACCUUGAUGGCUGAAUACUUCAGCCGUGCCGACGUUCAGGCUGCGUUACACGUUAGCAGUCGCGGAACCUACAGUUCUUGCAACUCGACGAUUUUGGGCACACUUCUCGGUGCGCCGUCGGUGGUACCCCCAGCGUACUCGAUCUUGCCAAACCUGGUUACGGAGCAUAACAUCUCUCUUCACAUUUACAAUGGCGAGUGGGAUAUGUUGCUCAAUCAUAUUGGCACCGAACUGUCUAUCCAAAAUAUGACAUGGCGUGGCGCACAAGGAUUCUCUGCGAAACCGCAGCAGUUGUUUUACGUCGACGAUGCGAUGCCUGUGGGCAGCUCUGCUGGGUCGGGAUCAGGAGGGAGGAAUACGACGACCAAGGUUGCUGGAAACUGGGCGGAGGAGCGAGGUGUUUCGUAUCAUCUGUUCCGGGGGGCAGGACAUAGCGUCUUUGCCAAUAAGCCGCGCGAGAUGUUUGCAUACGUUCGUGACGUGGUGGUGAGAACGAAAAAAGAUUGA